GCAACCCGCUGUAGGAAGAGCGGCGAAGAAGGAAAUGUCGGUGGUUCCACCACGGACCGUUCUAGGAUCAGUGCCCUUUUAGGCAAAAACAGAACGAUUGAAAUCCAUAAGAACAAACAAUAAUGGCUUGGUAAAACCAUGAAAGACAGCAAAAACCAAAAGUAAACAUCCAGCAUCUCUGUGACCCCAGCCGUGAACUUGUUAUAAAUAUAAAGCAUAUGUAUAUUUUGUAGAGCCAAAUAAGUAGGAGAAACUUGCCACAUAGCAGUAAAGUCACCAUUCCUCCAAGCCUCCCCUGUCAAUGGAAAUGGACGCGUCUCCCAGUGUCGUGGGGCUGGACGCCCAGGGGAACAUGGUGUUUACCGUGGUCAAACCAGUCAUGGGGAUCUUCCAGGUAUCAGCUGAGCAAACCAACAGUGUCGGUCAGAUGGGUGGGGAGUUGCCAGGUUUGUCCGGCACCCCUAUGACCCUUGUGGAAGGCCCGGGACAGCAAGCUGGAGUAGUAGUCAAUCCAACCCAAAUCCAGGCAGCGGACCUGGCCGGGAAUGUGGUCCACACACAGGAGCAGGCUCUCAGCCACAGCCUGGUGCCCCACGUGCCUUUUGCUGAGGUGUCAUCUCUCCUGGACCCCAACAUGAAGGGCUCCAAGGCUCGGAAGUACCUCAUCUCGUACGAGGAGAUCCAGCGGCGCCUGCAGCCCCCUGAGAGGAUGUCGCUGCGCUCGCUAGCAGCCUACACCAGGGUGAGCCGAGGGCCGGCCAGCAAGAAGACUCUGCUGGAGUCCCUGAACAUCCUGGGCCUAAGCCCCAGCACCACCACUGCUGUCUCCUCGUCCUUCUCCAAGCUCACCGAGGGCGACACCAGGGCACUAUGUCAUGACAUGAAGGACUUCUCACAUGACUACAUCGACUUUGGCAAAAUGGCCAAACAGCUCAUACCUGAGACCAACACAGUCCAGCACUGGUCCAAGAUCAUUGAAACCAAGAGCCACCUGGAGGACAUGAGGAAGUGCUUCCGUGACCCUGUGAACAGCGGUGCGUUCGACAACGUCACCCACGGCCUGGGCCUGGGAAUGAUUGACAUCACCCUGGACAUGAUCGCCAUGGUGAUCGACCGUCAGAUCCGCAUACUGUCGGGCGCUGCGGCCUCCGACCCCGCCGACUCCGGCCCACCAAUGAGACGCAUCCGCCGCCGUCACCGCAAGCCCCGCUGCAUUGAUGACGACAAGCCCCAGAGGGCAGCCCGAGGGGUGAAAGGUGUGGGGAAGGGUGUGGGGAAGGGGAAGGGGCGGGGCAGAGGCAGGAAGAAGGUACGGCCCGAGUGCGAAGCCCCUGUUAUCAUGGAGAGCCAGCAGCAGCAGAGCGAUGACGUGCAGAGUAGCGUCCUCACCCUGGUUUCUGUGGGGUAUGAGACCAUCUCCAGCGGCCUCACCACCCCAGGAGCAGUGUGAGAGCGUCCUGACCCAGAACCAUGCUCUCUGUGGAGGUCCAGAACUUUGGGAUUUUCGUAGCUGCUCAGGUCUGCCCCAUGGACAGGGCUGGAGAGGACAUUCACAUGGAGUGAUCAUGAUGCUCACUCCUUUAGUUUUUUACUUAGUUAGUGAUAGCAGAAGCUUGCUUGAGAUUGAUAAAUGCUUGUAACAGUAAUCCCCACCAGCACUGGAUGGAGGAUGAGACAGAGACAGAAAUACAUUUCUCAGAUUAGUUUGAUCCCAAAAACCAAUGCAUUAAUGUGCAAAUAUCAGUUCUCCAAGGCUUUCAGUUUGUCUCCUGUUCCUGUGUUCUCCCUUUUGAAGGAGAUCACAAUAUGUCAAUAAUCAGCAAGAGUAUGUUUAUAAUGAAACCAGAAUUGCUGGAAUGCUUGUAUUAAAGGCAUACAUU
Hypomesus transpacificus is the source of this 1880-nucleotide messenger RNA. RefSeq lists its product as uncharacterized. Lineage: Eukaryota; Metazoa; Chordata; Actinopteri; Osmeriformes; Osmeridae. The transcript is spliced from 5 exons. The record is from RefSeq and is a predicted model, not a curated record. Bases 302 to 1450 code for a protein of 382 amino acids.